This is a messenger RNA of Telopea speciosissima, 1089 nucleotides long. Its product is annotated as homocysteine S-methyltransferase 2-like. Gene Ontology annotation, molecular function: S-adenosylmethionine-homocysteine S-methyltransferase activity; zinc ion binding. Gene Ontology annotation, biological process: S-methylmethionine cycle. NCBI's taxonomy places the organism in Eukaryota, Viridiplantae, Streptophyta, Magnoliopsida, Proteales, Proteaceae. The record is from RefSeq and is a predicted model, not a curated record. The transcript is spliced from 7 exons. Bases 26 to 1051 code for a protein of 341 amino acids.
UGGGUGGGGUUCGAUACUGAUAGAGAUGGGAUUCGGAAGCGUGGAACCCUCGUCGGUAAUGUACGAUUUCCUGGAAAAAUCCGGCGGUUGUGCCGUUAUUGAUGGUGGCCUUGCAACGGAGCUCGAACGACAUGGCGCUGACCUCAACGAUCCUCUCUGGAGCGCUAAAUGCCUCUUAAGUUCCCCUGAACUCAUCCGAAGGGUACACCUAGAUUACCUUGAAGCUGGUGCAGAUAUUAUAAUCACAGCCUCUUACCAGGCUACCAUUCAGGGCUUUGAGACUAAAGGCUUGUCAACGGAAGCAAGUGAAGCUUUGCUACAGAGGAGUGUCAAAAUUGCGCUGGAUGCACGCAAUAUCUAUUAUGAGAGAUGUAAAGAUUGUAUAACUAAUGAUGCUGGAAAUGAAAAAAUUUUUAAAACACGUCCGAUCUUAGUUGCAGCAUCUGUAGGAAGCUAUGGUGCUUAUUUAGCUGAUGGAUCUGAGUACAGUGGGGAAUAUGGAGAUGCAGUUAACAUAGAAACUUUGAAAGAUUUUCACAGGAGAAGAGUUCAGGUUUUGGCUGGUUCAGGUGCUGAUCUAAUUGCAUUUGAAACAACUCCGAAUAAGCUAGAAGCUCAGGCUUAUGCUCAGCUUCUUGAGGAAGAAGACAUUAAUAUUCCUGCAUGGUUUUCUUUUAAUUCCAAAGAUGGUGUCAAUGUGGUUAGUGGAGAUUCUUGGCAUGACUGUGUCUCAAUUGCUGAUUCAUGUGAGAAAGUUGUUGCUGUUGGAAUCAACUGUACCCCUCCUCGAUUUAUUCACGGACUCGUUUUAUCUGCCAAAAAGGUAACAACUAAACCAAUACUUAUUUAUCCAAACAGUGGUGAGACAUAUGAUGCUGAUCGUAAGGAUUGGGUGGCAUCCACUGGGGUUUCAAAUGAAGAUUUCAUCUCAUACGUUAGUAAGUGGCAUGAGAUUGGGGCUUCGCUCAUUGGAGGCUGCUGCAGGACAACUCCAAAUACCAUCAGAGGCAUAGCUAGAGCUCUCAACAAGGGAUCUGCAUUCAAAGCUUAAUCUUACCAGAUGUGGGGGCAAAGGGACCUGAAGAAAGA